This is a messenger RNA of Microdochium trichocladiopsis, 1374 nucleotides long. Its product is annotated as interferon-related developmental regulator-domain-containing protein. The record is from RefSeq and is a predicted model, not a curated record. Lineage: Eukaryota; Fungi; Ascomycota; Sordariomycetes; Xylariales; Microdochiaceae. The transcript has a single exon. The coding region runs from base 1 to 1374 and encodes 457 amino acids.
AUGCACGACCUACGCAAGAAAGCCCUGCUGGAGAGCGGCAAGACCAUGUCUCGCAAGGCUCGCUCACGGCCCGAGUCCGCCCUACACUCGCCCAUGGUGUCGCCUACUCCAUCUCGCGGCGGUUCCCGCGCCCCGAGCCGAUACGCUUCCGAAGACGAAGCAAACUCCAGCUCAGACAACGAACAGAGCGUCGCCAGUUCUUACCAGCUAUCAGAUGGUUCUGAUGAGUACCAGGAUGGAGACGACGACGCCACCGCCGCCCAGCCAUGGGACGAAAGACUCAAGGACAACAUCGUCGGCCUUCUCGAUCGCAAACGCAGCAGCGCUGCCGUUAGAGAGACCAUGCUCAGCGGAUACUGCCACCUCCUCCGCCACAACUAUGCCGAAGGCAGACUCGACGGCCAGAUCAACGACCUUUUACCCAUCAUUAUGAGAAGCAUCCGCGGCGGCAGCACCACAGAGGAAAGUGUUCUUGCUCUCAAGGCGCUCCAGAUCACAACCAUCAGCAUGGAGUCUGACUUCAUAUAUGGCCGCACGUUCCAACACCUCAAGGGUGUCUGCGAAGACUCGGGGGAAGAGAUUGUCAAGACAGAAAGCAUCAUCGCCAUGAGCGUCGCUACAAUGUGCGGCGGUGGCGACGACCACGAUGCAGAGAGCCUGCUCACUUUCUUGACAGAUAUCGUCGCAAGUGAUGGCGCCAGUAUCGACGCACCUGACAAUGGCCCUGUCGUCACUACUGCAUUAGUGGCGUGGGGCUUCGUCGCCAGCCAACUUGACGAUCUGCAAAGCCCGGCCAGCGAAGCCAUGGACGCCUUUAUCGAACAACUCGACAGCACCGACGUCGACGUCCAGAUCGCCGCUGGCUUCAACAUCGCACUCAUCUGCGAAUCCCUCCGCGAAUACGAACAAGAGAAUGGGGAGGUGUGGAGCCUCGAUUACAACAAGCCCCAGCUCAUCAACCGGAUGCGCCUGCUCACAAAGGAGUCAUCGAAGCUCAUCUCGAAGAAGAACAGAAAGCAGCUUCACCAGAGCUUCAAGAGUGUUGUCACCUCACUCGAGCGAGGCAAAGGACCCGGCUAUUCCACUGCCCUGGAUGAGAACGAGCGCGAAUUUGGUUACAGGGAAAAGCUGCGCUUCCAGAACAUCAGCCUCACCAUCGACUCCUGGGCCCUCUCUGUGCGCAUCGAGAUGCUCACAAAAGUUCUUCGCGGUGGCUUGGCUACACACUACACAAACAACCCAGUGGUCAAGGACCUUCUCGACGAGGCGGAAGCCGAGGCUCUCUGCAGACCCAAAAACGGCAAAAAGAACGACACUGCAUCACUAAAGAAGGGUCGCAAGGCCAAGGCUGCCAGGAAUGCAAUGGUUUUUUGA